Molecule: messenger RNA, 461 nt
Organism: Paramecium sonneborni
Lineage: Eukaryota; Ciliophora; Oligohymenophorea; Peniculida; Parameciidae
Source: the annotation of a GenBank genome assembly
AACUAAACCAUACUUUAUAUUCUCAAUCAUCUUUACUACUUUUUAAUUAUUUUUGCUUACAAAGCAUUUUUAACUAUGAGCUUUUAAACUUGCAUAGCAGGAAGAAUACUUAAUUCUGUUGGUGCAACUCAUUUAUCUGGCUCCAAAAUUUAAAUCAUUGCUGAUUAAUUAGUCUAUCUGGCAUUUCCAAUUAUUGUUUUUAAUGGAUUUCUCACAGCUCUUUUACUAAGUGUUAAUAAUUAUAUGGAAAUAUAUUCUGAUAAAUAUAAAGAUGUAAUAUAUCUCAAAUUAAUCAGCACUGUAUUAUAGGACAUGCUAAAAUAUUUUUAACAUAUACUGCUUGUUAUUUGUUUCUAAUUUUUAUUCAAUUGUCAAAGGAUAUAAUCAUGCUAAACUUUAUGGGAUUAGUUGUUUUAUCUAUCAUUAGUGGAGUUUUAAUUGGUUUCUAAUGGAAAAUGUGA